Molecule: messenger RNA, 195 nt
Organism: Bipolaris victoriae FI3
Lineage: Eukaryota; Fungi; Ascomycota; Dothideomycetes; Pleosporales; Pleosporaceae
Exons: 1
Coding region: 1-195 (64 amino acids)
Source: RefSeq, a predicted model, not a curated record
AUGGCGCCACGGGACACUACAUUUAUUACGAUUGUGCUCGCUUCGUUUCUCUCCUGUCCAAGUCAAGUUCUCGACCAUCCAGCAUACCUGCCUGGCUUUUGGCGCUGCAAAUGUCUUUUUACAUAUUAUGGGGGUCCGGCGUUUUUGGGAAUUGCCAAUGUUAGCAUAUUGGCCUUUUGGGAUAUCUCUGCUUGA